UUUUUUUUAAUAUGUAAAUACACACACGUUUUAUGUAGCAUGCGUUUUCUGUUGCAGGUUUGAUUAUAUGAAACAAGAAUUACCGAGGCGAGUUUCAGUGUCGUAAAGUAUACUGGUAGAAAAUAUUAAGAGUGAAGCAAUGGAAGAUACUGAGAACAGGGAGAAGGAGGGGGAGCCUCACUGGGUGUCUCAGCUGUUCCCCCCUCGCUUCACCGCGCUGGACCUGCUAGAGAACAGCCUCACCCCCGGGACACGACCCCCUCUCCUGCUAUCUGAGAAGCUGGCUGCCCAGAGAACAGAGCGAGUUCAGGAGAUCUAUCGGGGGGCACUGAGAGAGCUGCAGGAGGGGGAGAGACAGGACAGGAGGGACCGCCUAGCGAAGAGGAUGGUUUGGGAUCCUCAGAGAGGAACCAAGGUGGAGCUGUCCUCCACUGUCCCCACCACCACCACCACUAGCACUAUCUCCACUGCCUCAGAGAACAGCACGGAGCCUGCCUCAAAAGAGGAGCACGCCAGAGAAGUGAUGGAGCCAUGCAUCUGGACUGCGCAGGAGCUGUCCGCUCUGCGGCAGGAGAUGCGCCAGGGAGACUCGGAGCGCCGACGGCUGGAAACCCGCCUGGCUGAGGCUCUGGAAGAGAUUGAAAAGCAGCGUGGCGAGCGAGGGUCGCUGGAGCAGGCUCUGGGGUCCAGGGAGAGGGACCUGGCCAGCGCCCAGCAGCAGAACGAACGCAGGGCCCUGCAUCUACAGACGCUUCAGAGGGAAGCUGGCAGGAGAGACGCCAGACUGGAGGCCCUGGCGCGAGAGGUGCGGGAGAGGGCAGCCCACUCCCGAGGCCUGGCCCAGGAGCUGCAGAAAGCCAGGUCGGAAAUCCAGGAGCUCACCCUGCACAACAGGGAGCUGGCCGCAGAGCUGGGGAGGUUGAGACAGGAGCAGGAGGCAGAGAGGCUGAGGCAGGAGCAGCUGGCACAGGUGCAGCGCGAGGCGGCCGUCAGGAGGCUGCAGAGGGACCUGGAGGCUGCCCGAAGCGAGCUUGCUGUGGAGAAACAGAGGCACGGCCGGAGCCUGAAUGCCUUGGAGUUGCUCAGGAGGCACUUUGCUAGCUUACCUGCCCAGGAGAUGCAGGACACCUUCACUGCUAAGUUUGAGUAGAGCUGAUCCGGAAAUAGACAUUUGCUGUAAAGGGGCAACAACAAACGAGUCAAUCAUAGUCAUUAUCACUUUGCACACAUGUUGGAAUCUACACUUUGUCAAGUGACUUAACUUUCUUGCGAGUCUUCAUCACGUUGAUGACAUUGACAGGACCAAGAAAUCAUAGACCGCUCUCACGGGCACCCAAAUAAUGUAAUGCGAUAUUAUAGCGUAGAAGCAAAGGGAGGAUUAGCUUGAAAAUAUCCAUUUAGGUAAAACUAUGUGCCUGUUGUGUUUGUUUCUCUGAUCCUGACACUCUUCUGUAAAGACUGCACAACGGCAGUGUCUUCAGAUGUGAAUUGUUGGGGCUUCUGGAUCGAGGACUUCCUGAAAUUCUAACAGGUUUUCACGAUGGAUUUUCCAAGCGCUGCUGUCUUGGUACAUUGUUUCAGCAUAUUUUAAUAAAAGUGGUAUUUUUUAUUGAACCCUGGAGUGCUUUUAUUUUUGAUAUAGUAAAAGUAUGGUGGCCCCAUCGGUGUUAGAGUAAGGAA
Messenger RNA from Acipenser ruthenus (sterlet), 1680 nucleotides. Its product is annotated as coiled-coil domain-containing protein 160 homolog. Lineage: Eukaryota; Metazoa; Chordata; Actinopteri; Acipenseriformes; Acipenseridae. Bases 140 to 1150 code for a protein of 336 amino acids. The record is from RefSeq and is a predicted model, not a curated record. The transcript has 2 exons.